AUGGUCUUGAGGGUGUUCAAAUAUUGUGGGAUACCACAAAAGGACUCGUUUCUUUUCCUGGGUGAUUAUGUAGAUAGGGGAGUUCAGGGUAUUGAGGUGAUAACGCUACUUUUUUGCCUGAAAAUCCGCUACCCCUACCAGGUCUACCUUCUACGAGGAAACCAUGAAGAUGCAAACACAACUCUUAACUAUGGAUUUUUUGAUGAAUGCAUUAGCAGGUGGCCUUCUAAUGGAAAGAAUCCUACAGGAGGGGAUAAGAUAUGGCGCCAUUUUCUAGAAGCGUUCAAUUGCAUGCCUGUUGCUGCAAUCAUUGCUGGGAAAAUCUAUUGCGCUCACGGCGGGAUAUCACCAUUUAUUAAUAAACUAGAAGACAUUAACCAAAUCAAACGCCCAUCAGUAGUACCUGCAUAUGGUAUUGGCUGCGAUCUCUUAUGGUCGGAUCCAUCUCCCCAAAAAGAUGGUUGGGUACUUAGCCACAGAGGAAUUUCAUUCCUAUUUGGUCCAAAAGCCGUGGAAGAAUUUUGUCAGAAACACAAUAUUGACAUUAUACUAAGAGGACACCAAAUUAAUAAUGAGGUAAUUCGGUAG
Messenger RNA from Strongylus vulgaris, 588 nucleotides. The record is from the annotation of a GenBank genome assembly. NCBI's taxonomy places the organism in Eukaryota, Metazoa, Nematoda, Chromadorea, Rhabditida, Strongylidae.